Messenger RNA from Camelus dromedarius (Arabian camel), 1582 nucleotides. It is a transcript of the gene GLMP, whose product is annotated as glycosylated lysosomal membrane protein. The record is from RefSeq and is a predicted model, not a curated record. The transcript has 6 exons. Bases 27 to 1247 code for a protein of 406 amino acids. Gene Ontology annotation, cellular component: lysosome. NCBI's taxonomy places the organism in Eukaryota, Metazoa, Chordata, Mammalia, Artiodactyla, Camelidae.
CUUCCGCCCUCUGGAGCUGGGACCGCAUGAGUGGCUGUGAGGAGCCCUGCCGGGGUUGGGGGCACUGUGCCCCCAGCCCCGUGCUCCUCCUGAGUCUACUUCUGACAACAGCUCCAUUUGGCCUGCUGGGGGAAGAGACCCGCCAGGUGUCUCUGGAGGUCAUCUCUGACUGGCUGGAUGCCCCCCAGAACCUGCUUCAUGUCCGGGCAGUGGGUACCAACUCCACACUGCACUAUGUGUGGAGCAGCCUGGGACCCCCAGCAGUGCUGCUGGUGGCUACCAACACCCCCUACAGCACCCUGAGUGUCAACUGGAGCCUCCUGAUCUCCUCUGAUCCUGAUGGGGCCCUGAUGGUACACCCCAAGGACAGCAUCCAAUUUUCUUCUGCCCUCGUCUUUACCAGGCUAUUUGAGUUUGACAGCACCAACACAUCUGAUGCGGCUGCAGAUUCUCCAGGAAAGUCAUAUCCUCCAUAUUCCUUGGCCGAGUUCUCCUGGAACAACAUCACUGACUCAUUGGAUCCUGCCACCCUGAGUGUUACAUUUCGAGGCCACCCCAUUCACGACCCCACUGGGGCUUUUGCCAAUGGCAGCCUGAUCUUCAGGGUGCAGGCCUUCUCCAGAUCUGGCCGACCAGUCCAACCCCCUCGCCUUCUCCACACAGCGGACACCUGCCAGCUAGAAGUGGCGCUGGUUGGGGCCUCUCCCCGGGGAAACCGCUCCCUGUUUGGGCUGGAGGUAGCCACCUUGGGCCAGGGCCCCGACUGCCCCUCGGUGCAGGAGCAGCACUCCAUUGAUGAUGAAUAUGCACCCGCCGUCUUCCAGUUGGACCAGCUGCUAUGGGGCUCCCUCCCAUCAGGCUUCAUGCAGUGGCGACCAGUUGCUUUCUCACAGAAGCAGGGGAGCCGGGAAUCAGCCAUGUCCUGCCAAGUUUCCCCUCUUUACCCCACCUUGGCAUACCUUCUCCCCCAGUCACCCAUUGUCCGAGCCUUCUUCGGGCCCCAGAGCAACUUCUGUGCCUUCAAUCUGACAUUUGGGGCUUCCACAGGCCCUGGCUAUUGGGACCAACACUACCUCAGCUGGUCAGUGCUCCUUGGUGUGGGUACCCCUCCAGUGGAUGCCUUGUCCCCGCUUGUCCUGGGCAUCAUGGCAGUGGCCCUGGGUGCUCCGGGGCUCAUGCUGCUGGCAGGAGGUCUGUUUCUGCUGCUAAGCCACAAGCGGCACUCAGAAUACCAGCUCAUAAAUUGAGGCUUGCUCACUAGACAGAAAAACAUUACUGGACUUUCCUUGCUGGUCUACAGGUUUGAGGGUCAGUAUUUCCAGCCAGCUGCUCCCUUUUCCCAUCUUGCUUUUCAGCAGAACUUCAGAGACCAGCCUCAACUUCCUGUGGACCCAGGUGGAGCUUCCUUCAAACUCUGAGGAGGGACCAGGGACAGAGUGAUUGGUAGUGGGAGAGUCCCCUCUUUUACUUCCCCGCCCCUCCACCCCCCAUUUCCCUUGAAUGAGACUCACAGGCCUAAAUGAGAGGACUUCUCACUGAUUGGCUGCCCUCAAGGGCAUGAAAUAGACUUAUUUUUUCCACA